UUGAUUACGUGCUGCAGCAAGGUGGAGAAGUGAUGUUUCACUCGGGGUCUGACACUUUGCUGUCCUCCAAGCUCUGGUUUCUCAGCUUUGUCUUGGGUUUUCAUAGGUUUCAUUUUCCAUGUGGGCUGUAUUUUGUGCUUGCCUUUAAAAAUAUAAUCCAGGAUUCUACAUUAACAUUUCUCCAUUGUUAUUUCAAUAAACAAUGAAGUAAUUUUUCUGCAGAAUAUUUUGGGAUUCAUAAUGUGCAAGGUAGGAUCCUUGCUGGCUGUCACAAGGGGACAUUAUGUAACAGGGUCGAUGCCCUCCUCAGAUAACUACAAACUACAGUACAAGGUAGUGUAUGAGUAUUGGGCAUUUCACUGAGUUCUGUUGGUAAUUUCAAAGAUCAGUAACUAUCAGAGAAAAUUGGUCUAUCGGAUGGGUAGUAUUUGAACAGUCCGGGAGUUGGGAAGCUCACCGUACCAAGCAAAGAGAGGAAUGUAAACAGAGCUGCGGUUACGGCAGAGAAAGGCAUGGGGUGUGUUGGAGCAAGUCUGGAAGGGUGCUGUGUGUGUUGGGAGGAAUACCACAUCGGAGCCUUGAGUGUUUGGACAAGGAAUGUAGAUUUUUGUUGAUAGUAAUUUCAGGGACUACUGCUUUUGAGCAAAGAAAUGUGGAAAAGCAGUUUGUAUAUAGAAGGGACUGUGGAUAGAUCUGGACAGGCGUUUUUAGAGUCUAGCUAACUGGUUGGGGUCACUGAGAAGAGGGAGGGAACAGGUGUUAGUAGAAUUGGCAAAUAACUGCCCAAGUUUAGGGUGCAGGGCUAGAGGUACCAGUAAGAGAAUUAUGGUGCCUUUACCUGCAAUUGGAAAUCUCAAGAGUUAUUUGAAGUCAGAUUUUACAAAUCUUGCGUGUUGCGGUUAUAGCGCAGAAGUGGAACCAGGUGAAUAUUUGGAGAUCCUUUCUAUAUUGAAGCCUUGGGCGAUAGUGUUCACUGUGAUCACACAAACUUUGAGCACAAAGAAAGAUGAUGUUGAGUGCACAUCACACUGUAUUCAGGAACUCCAUUCAGGAGUGGGGGGCACUUACUCCAUUUUUUAAAACAUGUUUUUGGUUUUCUGAAUGUGACUUUUUGUAAUUUGAAGAACAGUAAAAAGGGUUGACUAUUUGUAGUAAGAGAUACAGUAAUGUACAGGAAAAAGAACUUCUGAAAUCUGUAGGAAAGUAUAUAGAGGGGGGGAAAAAAUCCCUGAAUUUGGACCCAUGGAAGAAUGCACAGAUUUUAAGGAGCAGGAAAUAUAAAUGCCAGCAGGAGUUCACUAUUUGAGAAAAAGAAGGCAUAAGGUGUAUAUUUGUAUCCAGUAUUGUUCUGAUCUUGUCACAACGAUCACUUUUCAAGUUUUACAUGUACAGUUCAGCCUUUCUCUUAGCAGCAACUUCAGUGUUGGUAAAUUAUUAUGCUUCUUUGCACAUUGACUUCUAUGGUGCCUACAACACAUCAGCUUUUGGAAUUGAGCUGCUUCCUCGAAAAGGGCCCUCGCUAUGGAUGGCACUGAUCGUUCUACAGCUGACCUUAGGGAUUGGAUACAUCACACUACUACAGAUUCAUUCCAUCUACUCACAGUUAAUUAUUUUGGAUCUCUUGGUUCCUGUAAUAGGCUUAAUCACAGAGCUGCCAUUACACAUCCGAGAGACUUUAGUUUUUACUUCUUCUUUGAUUCUCACAUUAAACACAGUGCUCGUCUUGGCAGUGAAACUUAAGUGGUUUUAUUAUUCUACACGGUAUGUUUAUCUUUUAGUGAGGCACAUGUAUCGAAUUUACGGAUUACAGUUAUUAAUGGAGGACACGUGGAAGAGGAUUCGUUUCCCAGAUAUCCUGAGAGUCUUUUGGCUAACAAGAAUUACAGCUCAGGCUACAGUGUUGAUGUACAUUUUAAGGAUGGCAAAUGAAACGGAUUCCUUCUUUAUUUCUUGGGAUGAUUUCUGGGACCUCAUUUGCAAUCUUAUAAUUAGUGGAUGUGAUUCUACACUAACUGUACUGGGCAUGAGUGCUGUAAUUUCCUCAAUAGCCCAUUACUUGGGCCUUGGAAUAUUGGCCUUUAUCGGAUCAACUGAAGAAGAUGACAGGCGGCUUGGCUUUGUAGCGCCUGUUCUCUUUUUUAUUUUGGCUCUUCAGACUGGUUUAAGUGGGCUGAGACCAGAAGAGAGACUUAUUCGCUUAAGUCGAAACAUGUGCCUUUUAUUAACUGCAGUCCUGCAUUUCAUCCACGGAAUGACAGACCCUGUAUUAAUGUCUCUCAGUGCCUCUCAUGUGUCAUCCUUCCGUAGACAUUUUCCUGUGCUCUUUGUCUCUGCUUGCCUGUUUAUUCUUCCUGUUUUACUCAGUUACGUUCUUUGGCAUCACUAUGCACUAAAUACAUGGUUGUUCGCAGUGACAGCCUUUUGCGUGGAACUCUGCUUAAAAGUAAUCGUUUCUCUCACUGUGUAUACAUUGUUCAUGAUUGAUGGCUACUAUAAUGUCCUUUGGGAAAAGCUUGAUGAUUAUGUCUACUAUGUUCGUUCAACAGGCAAUAUUAUUGAAUUUAUAUUUGGAGUAGUAAUGUUUGGAAAUGGGGCUUAUACUAUGAUGUUUGAGUCAGGAAGUAAAAUUCGGGCUUGUAUGAUGUGUCUACAUGCAUAUUUUAACAUCUACUUACAAGCAAAAAAUGGCUGGAAGACAUUCAUGAAUCGUAGGACUGCUGUUAAGAAAAUUAAUUCACUUCCUGAAAUAAAAGGGAGCCGCUUACAAGAGAUAGACGAUGUGUGUGCGAUCUGCUAUCAUGAGUUCACAACAUCUGCUCGCAUCACACCGUGUAAUCAUUAUUUCCACGCACUUUGCCUUCGGAAAUGGCUGUACAUCCAAGAUACCUGUCCAAUGUGCCAUCAGAAAGUGUACAUCGAAGAUGAUAUUAAGGAUAAUUCAAAUAUCUCUAACAACAACGGAUUUAUUGCACCCAACGAAAAUCCAGAGGAAGCUGUAAGAGAAGCUGCUGCUGAAUCCGACAGGGAACUGAACGAAGAGGACAGUACAGACUGUGACGAUGAUGCUCCAAGAGAAAGAAAUGGAGUGAUUCAGCACACGGGCCCAGCCGCUGAAGAACUUAAUGAUGAUACUGAUUAAAAUAGCAUUUACUAAUCAUUGAGGUUAUUUGUUUAAAAUUCAGUUCAUCCAAAAUGGAGUAAUACGCUUCACUUCAGUGUGUAACCAAGCACAAAAACAGUAUCCAUGUUCAAUCUGUGAAUGGUUUUCCGUUUACUGUGAUGUGCUACUGUAAAUAUACCUCUUUAAUUACUUCUGGUCUCUUUGGUGACCUAUUUAAAUUUGUGUACAUUAUUGUACAUAGAAUAAAAUGUUUUCACGUUUUUAUGACAAAAUUUGAACAAAUAGCUUUUUAAUAGAUGUAAUGAUAAUACAGUGCGUCAGCUGUGCCAAAGAUUCCUCAAUGAAAGCAUAUAAAAGUAUCUAACUCUG
Molecule: messenger RNA, 3490 nt
Organism: Neogale vison (American mink)
Lineage: Eukaryota; Metazoa; Chordata; Mammalia; Carnivora; Mustelidae
Gene: RNF139
Product: ring finger protein 139
Exons: 2
Coding region: 1385-3139 (584 amino acids)
Biological process (GO): ERAD pathway
Cellular component (GO): endoplasmic reticulum; endomembrane system
Molecular function (GO): zinc ion binding; ubiquitin protein ligase activity
Source: RefSeq, a predicted model, not a curated record